Molecule: messenger RNA, 3564 nt
Organism: Urocitellus parryii (Arctic ground squirrel)
Lineage: Eukaryota; Metazoa; Chordata; Mammalia; Rodentia; Sciuridae
Gene: Atp11c
Product: ATPase phospholipid transporting 11C (ATP11C blood group)
Biological process (GO): phospholipid translocation
Cellular component (GO): plasma membrane; endoplasmic reticulum; recycling endosome
Molecular function (GO): ATP binding; ATP hydrolysis activity; ATPase-coupled intramembrane lipid carrier activity
Source: RefSeq, a predicted model, not a curated record
GCCGCCGGCCCACGCCGCAGUGUGUUUUGUGGACGGCGCCUUCCCGGACCGCCCUGUAGAGUCCAGCUGAGUGCCCGGCAGCCUUCGACGCGAUGUUCCGUCAGAGCUUUAACCGUUUUUGUGCUGGAGAGGAGAAACGAGUUGGUACACGCACAGUGUUUGUUGGCAAUCAUCCAGUUUCAGAAACAGAAGCUUACAUUGCACAAAGAUUUUGUGAUAAUAGAAUAGUCUCAUCUAAGUAUACACUUUGGAAUUUCCUCCCUAAGAACCUGUUUGAACAGUUUAGAAGGAUUGCAAAUUUUUAUUUUCUCAUCAUUUUCCUUGUACAGGUCACAGUAGACACACCAACUAGCCCAGUUACCAGUGGACUUCCACUUUUCUUUGUUAUAACUGUUACAGCCAUCAAGCAGGGAUAUGAGGAUUGGCUGAGACACAGAGCUGACAAUGAAGUCAACAAGAGCACUGUUUACAUUAUUGAAAAUGCAAAGCGAGUGCAAAAAGAAAGUGAAAAAAUUAAGGUUGGUGAUGUAGUAGAAGUUAAUGCAGAUGAAACCUUCCUCUGUGAUCUUAUUCUUCUAUCAUCCUGUACCACUGAUGGAACCUGUUAUGUCACUACAGCUAGUCUUGAUGGGGAAUCUAAUUGUAAGACACAUUAUGCCGUGCGGGAUACCAUUGCAAUGUGUACAGCGGAGUCCAUUGAUAGCCUCCGAGCAGCAAUUGAAUGUGAACAGCCUCAACCUGACCUGUACAAGUUUGUUGGACGAAUCAAUAUCUAUAGUAAUAGUCUUGAGGCUGUUGCCAGGUCUUUGGGACCUGAAAAUCUCUUGCUGAAAGGAGCUACACUAAAAAAUACCAAGAAGAUAUAUGGAGUUGCUGUUUACACUGGGAUGGAAACCAAAAUGGCUUUGAACUACCAAGGGAAAUCUCAAAAACGUUCUGCUGUUGAAAAAUCUAUUAAUGCCUUCUUGAUGGUUUAUUUAUUUAUCUUAUUGACCAAAGCUGCAGUAUGCACUACUCUAAAGUAUGUAUGGCAGAGUACCCCAUAUAAUGAUGAACCUUGGUAUAACCAAAAGACUCAGAAAGAACGGGAGACUUUAAAGGUUCUGAAAAUGUUCACCGACUUCCUAUCGUUUAUGGUCCUAUUCAACUUUAUCAUCCCUGUCUCCAUGUAURUCACAGUAGAAAUGCAGAAAUUCUUGGGUUCCUUCUUCAUUUCAUGGGAUAAAGACUUUUAUGAUGAAGAAAUUAACGAAGGAGCCUUGGUUAACACAUCAGACCUUAAUGAAGAACUUGGUCAGGUGGAUUAUGUAUUUACAGAUAAGACUGGAACACUUACUGAAAAUAUCAUGUAAUUUAUUGAAUGCUGCAUAGAUUGGCACAGAUAUAAAGGUGUAACUCAGGAAGUUGAUGGAUUAUCUCAGACUGAUGGACCUUUAACAUAUUUUGACAAAGCAGAUAAGAAUCGAGAAGAACUCUUUCUGCGUGCUUUGUGUUUAUGUCAUACUGUAGAAAUUAAAACAAAUGAUAUUGUUGAUGGAGCUACAGAAUAAGCUAAAUUAACCUAUAUCUUCUCCUCAGCAGAUAAAAUAGCUUGGGUGAAAGGAGCUAAAAAGUAUGGGUUCACAUUUUUAGGAAAUCGGAAUGGACAUAUGAUACUAGAGAACCAAAGAAAAGAAAUAGAAGAGUAUGAACUUCUUCACACCUUAAACUUUGAUUCCCUCCGCCGACGUAUGAGUGUAAUUGUGAAGACUCAAGGAGGAGACAUCCUUCUUUUUUGUAAAGGAGCAGAUUCAGCAGUUUUUCCCAGGGUGCAAAACCAUGAAAUUGAGUUAACUAAAGCCCAUGUGGAACGUAAUGCAAUGGAUGGGUACCGGACACUCUGUGUGGCCUUCAAAGAAAUUACUCCAGAUGAUUAUGAAAUAAUUAACAGACAGCUCAUAGAGGCAAAAAUGGCCUUACAAGACAGAGAAGAAAAAAUGGAAAAGGUUUUUGAUGAUAUUGAGACAAACAUGAAUUUAAUUGGAGCCACUGCAGUGGAAGACAAGCUACAAGAUCAAGCUGCAGAGACCAGUGAAACUCUGCAUGCAGUCGGCCUGAAAGUCUGGGUGCUUACUGGUGACAAGAUGGAGACAGCCAAAUCCACAUGCUAUGCCUGCCGUCUUUUCCAAACUGGCACUGAACUCUUAGAACUCACCACAAAAACUAUUGAAGAAAGUGAAAGGAAAGAAGAUCGAGUCCAUGAAUUGUUGUUAGAAUAUUGGAAGAAAUUGCUGCAUGAAUUUUCUAAAAGUACUAGAAGCCUUAAAAAAGCAUGGACAGAACAUCAAGAAUAUGGAUUAAUCAUCGAUGGCUCCACAUUGUCACUCAUACUAAAUUCUAGUCAGGACUCUAGUUCAAAUAAUUACAAAAGCAUUUUCCUACAAAUUUGUAUGAAGUGCACUGCAGUGCUUUGCUGCCGGAUGGCACCAUUACAGAAAGCCCAGAUUGUCAGAAUGGUGAAGAAUUUAAAAGGCAGCCCAAUAACACUGUCCAUCAGUGAUGGUGCCAACAAUGUUAGCAUGAUCUUGGAAUCCCAUGUGGGCAUAGGUAUUAAAGGCAAAGAAGGCCGCCAAGCAGCCCGGAACAGUGAUUAUUCUGUACCCAAGUUUAAACAUUUAAAGAAACUAUUAUUGGCUCACKGACAUCUAUACUAUGUGAGAAUAGCACAUCUUGUACAGUAUUUCUUCUAUAAGAACCUUUGUUUCAUUUUGCCACAGUUUUUGUACCAGUUCUUCUGUGGAUUCUCACAACAGCCACUGUAUGAUGCUACUUAUCUUACAAUGUACAAUAUCUGCUUCACAUCCUUGCCUAUUCUGGCCUACAGUCUCCUGGAACAGCACAUCAACAUUGACAUUCUGACCGCAGACCCGCGAUUGUAUAUGAAAAUUUCUGGUAAUGCUAUGCUAGAGUUGGGCCCCUUCUUGGAGUAAACAUUUCUGGCUGCCUUUGAAGGGACAGUGUUCUUCUUUGGGACUUACUUUCUUUUUCAGACUGCAUCCCUAGAAGAUAAUGGAAAGGUAUACGGAAACUGGACUUUUGGGACUAUUGUCUUUACAGUCUUAGUAUUCACUGUAACUCUGAAGCUCGCCUUGGAUACUCGAUUCUGGACAUAGAUAAAUCAUUGGGGUUCUUUAGCCUUUUAUGUAUUUUUCUCAUUCUUCUGGGGAGGAAUUAUUUGGCCUUUUCUCAAACAACAGAAAAUGUAUUUCAUAUUUGCUCAAAUGCUGUCUCCUAUAUCCACAUGGUUGGCCAUAAUUCUUCUAAUAUUUAUCAGCCUUUUCCCUGAGAUUCUCCURAUAGUAUUAAAGAAUGUAAAAAGAAGAAGUGCCAGGAAUCCGAAUCUUGAACUGCCUAUGUUAUUGUCCUACAAGCAUAUUGACAGUGAUUACAGCUAAAAAAAGAAAACAUGAAGAAACCACCAAAAAAGUUAUCAUCUCAGGAUACUCGAUAUGCAACAAAAACUAAACCACUCUCUUAUGUAUAGGGUUCAGAAUAAAUGUUCAUUAAAAUACCAAUUACUCUUCU